CUGACCUCAGGCUGCUCCUCACAACAGGCUGAGGAGUGACCCACGACCCCGCCCUGCUCCCAAGAGCUUGAAAUCUUCAACCAUCCAGUAACCCCCAUCCCAGCCCUGCGGUCUUUGUCAUGGUGAAGUUGCUGCCAGCCCAGGAGGCCGCCAAGAUCUACCACACAAACUAUGUGCGCAACUCACGCGCCGUGGGAGUGAUGUGGGGCACGCUCACCAUCUGCUUCUCUGUGCUGGUCAUGGCCCUCUUCAUCCAGCCCUACUGGAUAGGCGACAGUGUAAGCACGCCACAGGCUGGCUACUUUGGCCUGUUCUCCUACUGUGUGGGCAACGUGUUGUCGUCUGAACUCAUCUGCAAGGGUGGCCCUUUGGACUUCUCCUCUAUCCCCUCCAGAGCCUUCAAGACAGCCAUGUUCUUUGUGGCCUUGGCCAUGUUCCUCAUCAUUGGCUCCAUCAUUUGCUUCAGCCUGUUUUUUGUCUGUAACACUGCCACGGUCUACAAGAUCUGUGCCUGGAUGCAGCUGGCUGCAGCCACAGGCCUAAUGAUUGGAUGCCUGGUCUACCCUGAUGGUUGGGACUCCAGUGAGGUGCGGCGAAUGUGUGGUGAGCAGACGGGCAAGUACACACUGGGCCACUGCACCAUCCGCUGGGCCUUCAUGCUGGCCAUCCUUAGUAUUGGAGAUGCUCUUAUCCUCUCCUUCUUGGCUUUUGUGUUGGGCUAUCGACAGGAUAAACUCCUCCCUGAUGACUACAAGGCUGAUGGCAAAGGUACCUGUUGUCUCCCUCUUGGCACUGUGGGUGGAGAGGUGGGUGGGAUGGUGGCUCUCAGGGGUUGA
Phodopus roborovskii (desert hamster) is the source of this 836-nucleotide messenger RNA. RefSeq names its product LHFPL tetraspan subfamily member 5 (gene Lhfpl5). The transcript is spliced from 2 exons. Gene Ontology annotation, cellular component: plasma membrane. The coding region runs from base 120 to 836 and encodes 238 amino acids. Lineage: Eukaryota; Metazoa; Chordata; Mammalia; Rodentia; Cricetidae. Gene Ontology annotation, biological process: sensory perception of sound; detection of mechanical stimulus involved in sensory perception. The record is from RefSeq and is a predicted model, not a curated record.